This is a messenger RNA of Colletotrichum scovillei, 1535 nucleotides long. RefSeq lists its product as uncharacterized. The record is from RefSeq and is a predicted model, not a curated record. Bases 404 to 1534 code for a protein of 376 amino acids. The transcript is spliced from 2 exons. NCBI's taxonomy places the organism in Eukaryota, Fungi, Ascomycota, Sordariomycetes, Glomerellales, Glomerellaceae.
GUCAACCGAAUGGUCUCUGCUUCCUCUGGCAGAACAUGUCUCUAUUCAGUUAGGUUACGAACACCGACCCCUGGCUCAUCCCAGCCCUCAGGACCCUCACUCGACCGCCCCUUAUUCCCGCCCUCUGCCCAACAGUCAUCAACCGACUUCAAAACACUCCCUUUUCCCCCGUUGUACGACCUCUGUGACGUGCACGGGCCACAAUCUGACCACCUUUGGAACGCCUCUGUAUGGACAAGUCAGACUGGGGCAACCUGGUGAUCCCCGAAACUUACGAUCAGAUUUGGGUUGGUUUGUACCAGUAAGAGCUACUCGCAAAGUUCAUCUGACAAACAUACAACAACUCCAAGCCAGAAAGUACACGGCAAAAGUCGAUGAGCGCUCUCCAGAGUUCCUCCGUGUCAUGACGACAAUGGACCAAGAUCCCGACCACGAGCCGGCGAUCCGGAGUCUUGGCGGCCUGGAUGUCAUCGAUUCCAAUGGGGACCUCUACCUCUUUGUAGGAGAAGACGUUGAAGAAAAGCCCAAAAACUACUUUGUGUGCUCCAAAGCGCUCGCGAGAGCCUCAACGGUCUUUCGAAAGAUGCUCUACGGCGGUUUCGCUGAAUCGCGACCACAUCAUAUGGAUGGCGUCUCGCGAGAUUGGACUGUGGAACUCCCCGAUGACCGGCAAGAGGCUUUGGAAAUGCUACUCGAUAUUUCGCAUGGGCGGUUUGAAAAGGUUCCCGAACAACUGGAGCUCACACGUCUCUACCAGUUCCUUGUGGUCACUGAAAAAUAUGACGCGACCAGCAUCACGCGGCCAUGGGCCCGGGGAUGGAUGGAGGCUGUCAAGACGAGCAUGCAGAACCCGCUACUUCUGGGUGUUGCCUAUGAACUUGGGGACGCCCAAAUGUUCAAUAACAUGGCGAUGAAGAUUGCUACCGAGUGUUUAGUUGACGACGAUGGAGACUUGGUGUUCGGUUAUAGCGGAUCGAACCGUGAAACUUACUCAUACAAGCUUUGCCACAUAGAAUAUCUUUUCCCGUCUGGCUUUGUUGAUGAUGCUACGACAAUACGCAAGACUCUCCUCACCACCAUGCUGGAACCCUACGCCAGCCUCUACAUGACGCUCAAACACGGAGACCGAUGCAUGUCAUCGCCGCAAGAUCCCACGGGCGGCAAACGGUGUGACAGCAUCCUAUUAGGGUCACUCAUCCGGUCCUUCGCGGCGCAGACAAUCGAUCUCACGGCCCCGGAUCCCGUCGCGGCGUACCGCGGGAGCGCCUCGGCGCUUCAGUCGGUUCUGCUCAAGCUCGAGUUGUUCACUGUCCACUCUGGCUUCUCGCAUCCAUCGUCCACAUCAUUCAGCUUUGGUCAGACGACGCAUCCGCGGUUCGGCUUCACUUUGAGCGCUUGCGAGCAUGUCUUGCAGUCCGGGCUGCGGGAGGGUGUGGAAAGGUCGCUGAUGCUCAGGGGGGAUAUGAGCUUUGUUCAGCCAAAGCACAAGGAAUAUUUGCAAAAGCAGGCGCAAAAGACGGGUUUUUCUAAGUAGC